AUGGCGAUAGCUUCUUUCAAGGUGAUGGAGCGUGGUAUCGUUCUCAGGUUCUCGGCGGGAAACCAUGGCCCUGAAUACUAUAAUGUACUUAAUGGGGUGCCCUGGGCUCUCACUGUUGGUGCGAGUACUAUGGACAGGCAGUUGAGGGCAACUGUAGUGUUGCAAAACAGAACGAGCCGGUGGUUCAAUGGCGAGGGAGCCUACCAACCAAAGGAUUUCCAGAAGGAAUUUCUGCCACUUGUUUAUGCUCCAAACUGCACAAGUCAUGAUUCAUUGGAGAAAAGCAAGGUGAAAGGGAAGAUAGUCGUGUGUGACUAUCCAAUUCCUGACAUAGCAACUGCAGCUGCGAUUAAAAGCCUUGGUGGUGCUGCCUUAAUCCUGGUUAAUGUGAAGGACGUGGAGAGCACUACAACGGCAGUAGGUAACUCACUCCCAUCUGCAAACAUCGAUUAUGAGGAUGGUCUGGAGGUUAAAAGAUAUAUCAACUCGAGGGCGAAACCCGAGGCAAAGAUAUUUUUUCAAGGAACCUUGUUUGGCGACAAUCAUGCACCAGUUGUUGCUGCCUUUUCUUCAAGAGGACCUAACAUUGCAAGUCCUGGGAUUUUGAAGCCAGAUAUUUUAGGCCCAGGUGUAAAUAUCCUGGCGGCGUGGCCAAUCUCUCUCGAAAACAAAACAAAUGAGAAAUCCACAUUCGAUAUGUUGUCUGGUACCUCUCAGUCAUGCCCACACCUCAGUGGAGUGGCAGCGCUGCUCAAGAUCACACAUCCUGAUUGGUCACCCGCUGUAAUCAAGUCGGCAAUCAUAACCACAGCAGAUGUUGUGAAUCGUGCAGGGAAGCCAAUCGAGGACGCAAAUUAUCAAGAAGCCGACAUCUUUGCAACAGGUUCAGGCCACGUGAAUCCACAGGCAGCAAAUGAUCCAGGGCUCGUGUACGACAUCGAACCCAAAGAUUACAUCCCUUACUUGUGCGGAUUGAACUACACAAACACACAAGUCGGUCUGUUUUGGAAGCACAACAAGGUGGAUUGCUCGAAGGUGAGAAGCAUACCUGACGCCCAGCUAAACUAUCCAUCGUUUGUCCUUAAUUUCACAGGUGGUGAGCCGGUUUCUCAAAAGUAUACUAGGACGGUAACAAAUGUCGGCCUCCCUAAAUCAACUUACAAAGUGACUGUUGUCCCCCCAGUUGGGAUCAAAGUCCUUGUCGAGCCGGAGACGCUCAAUUUCUCAAGGCUGAACGAGAAAAGGCAGUAUCAGGUGACGUUUACACGGCUCGCGACCACAUCCAACACUUCAUUUGUUAAAGGCUUUAUCAACUGGUCUUAUUGCAAGUACGCUGUUAGGAGCCCUAUUGCAGCUAUACUGCAAG
Striga hermonthica is the source of this 1366-nucleotide messenger RNA. Lineage: Eukaryota; Viridiplantae; Streptophyta; Magnoliopsida; Lamiales; Orobanchaceae. The record is from the annotation of a GenBank genome assembly.